Molecule: messenger RNA, 539 nt
Organism: Racocetra persica
Lineage: Eukaryota; Fungi; Glomeromycota; Glomeromycetes; Diversisporales; Gigasporaceae
Source: the annotation of a GenBank genome assembly
UUGUUGGUAAAGCUGAUAUGGACAAUAUUGAUAAGGAUGAAGCUGAUGUGAAUGAAGAUGAUGCAAAUGAAGCUAUUGCAGCUAAAGCUAAUACAGACGUAAUUGAGGAUAAAGCUACUAUGAACAAUAUUGAUGUAAACAAUGAAGCUGAUGUAGACAAAGAAAUCACUGAAGAAAAAGAGAAAAAUAGAUAUAUUUUAUAUCAGUCAAAUGAAGACCACCUUGCAAGAAAAAGUAUAAUAGAACUAGAUAUCCAACUUGAAGAUGAUAAAGGUGAAAUAGAAAUAGAUAGUCAGCUUGGAGAUGACGAAGGUGAAAUAGAAAUAGAUAGUCAGCUUGAAGGUGACAAAGAUAGAAUAGGAAUAGAUAGUCAGCUUGGAGAUAACAAAGUUGGAAUAGAUAAUCAGCUUGGAGGUGACGAAGAUGGAAUAGAAAGUCAGCUUGGAGGUGCCGAAGGUGGAAUAGGAAUAGAUAGUCAGCUUGGAGAUAAUGAAGGUAGAAUACUUGGAGAUAACAAAGGUGUAAUAGAUAAAUGCUAG